UCGACAUUUCGACAAUUCGAUUCGACGAAUCGACGAAACAAAUCCUUCGAAUUCGAAGCUUUCGAUUCCCUCUGGAAAACAAGAGGACUGAACACGAACUAAGAAUCUCCAUGGCUUUAAACCUUCGCCAGAAGCAAACAGAAUGUAUAAUUCGAAUGUUGAAUUUGAACCAGCCGGUGAACUCAACAUCGACCGCGAACGAAGAGGUUUACAAGAUCUUGAUCUUCGACAGAUUUUGCCAGAACAUACUGUCGCCUUUGAUUCAUGUCAAGGAUCUUCGCAAACAUGGGGUCACUCUUUAUUUUCUCAUCGACAAGGAUCGGAAACCUGUUCACGAUGUGCCUGCUGUCUAUUUCGUCCAACCGAGUAAGAUCAAUAUAGAUAGAAUUGUUGCUGAUGCUUCUCGUUUCCUCUAUGAUAGCUUUUACUUAAACUUCUCUUCUUCGAUUCCUCGUCCUCUCCUUGAGGAUCUCGCAUCUGGAACUCUGAAUUCAGAUUCGGUUCAACGAAUCGCGAAGGUGCACGACCAGUAUUUAGAAUUCGUUACAUUGGAGGAUAAUUUGUUUUCGUUAGCUCAGAAGAGUAUAUAUGUUCAAUUGAACGAUCCCUCUGCUGGAGAUCGUGAAAUUGAGGAGAUUAUAGAGAGAAUCGUUAGUGGAUUGUUUAGUGUUUUGGCUACGCUGGCUGUAGUGCCUGUUAUUCGAUGCCAACGAGGAGGGCCAGCAGAAAUGGUUGCCUCGGCAUUGGAUCAGAGGUUGAGAGAUCAUUUGUUGUCGAAGAACAAUUUGUUUACAGAGGGUGGGGGCUUUGCUAGCUCAUUCCAGCGUCCGAUUCUGUGUCUGUUCGAUCGCAAUUUCGAAUUAUCUGUAGGAAUACAGCAUGAUUUUAGGUACAGACCUUUAGUUCAUGAUAUUCUAGGAUUGAAACUGAAUAGAUUAAGCGUGCAGGGUGAAAAGGGUGGGAUGAAAUCCUAUGAAUUAGAUAGUUCUGACUCAUUUUGGGUGGCAAAUGGAUCUUUGGAGUUUCCAGAAGUUGCAGUGGAGAUUGAAACUCAGUUGAAUAAGUAUAAGAAGGACGUUGAUGAAGUGAAUAGAAGAACUGGUGGGACUGAUGGAGCUGAGUUUGAUGGAACAAAUUUGAUUGGGAACACAAAGCAUUUGAUGAAUGCUGUGAAUUCAUUGCCUGAAUUGACCGAACGGAAGCAAAUUAUCGAUAAGCAUACGAACAUUGCCACUGUAUUGUUGGGUGAGAUCAAGGAGAGGUCUCUUGAUUCUUAUGCUAAAAAGGAGAACGACAUGAUGGCUCGAGGUGGUAUUGAUCGGAACGAGCUCUUGUCUGUGCUAAAAGGGAAGGGUACGAAGACGGAUAAGCUUCGAUUCGCUGUUAUAUAUCUGAUCUCUUCGGAAAGUAUAAACCAAUCUGAAGUGGAAGCUGUAGAAGCUGCUCUGAGGGAAUCAGAAGUUGAUACUAGUGCAUUUCAAUAUGUUAAGAAGAUCAAGUCAUUGAAUGUCUCGUUCUCAUCAGCAAAUUCAGCUAGCAGAAGCAACAUUGUGGAUUGGGCUGAAAAACUCUAUGGACAGUCAAUUAGUGCAGUGACUGCUGGUGUUAAAAAUCUCUUGUCUAGUGAUCGGCAGCUUGCUCUAACUAGGACGGUCGAGGCGUUGAUGGAAGGAAAACCGAAUCCUGAGAUUGAUACGUUCCUUGCGUUCGAUCCUCGUGCUCCAAAGUCGAGCUCUGGAACCAGUGGCAGCCAUCUAAAAGGACCAUUCAGGGAAGCAAUUGUAUUCAUGAUUGGAGGCGGUAACUAUGUCGAGUACGGGAGCUUGCAAGAGCUGGCAAUGAAUCAGCAGACAGUCAAGCAUAUAAUAUACGGUAGCACCGAGAUCCUCACCGGAGCCGAGUUCGUGGAGCAGCUAUCGCUGUUGGGGCAGAAGAUGGGACUUGGCAACGUUGCUCCGCCCCCUCCUCCAGGUCCUUAACUGAACUCCCUUUUGUACAAUUUAUUUGUUCAUUGCACUGCCUUAGAUUGGCUAGUUCAUUAAAGAAAUUGGUCCAUAUCUGAAACUAUUCUAGACAAGAACAUUGUGGCUUAUAGAAUCUGCCUGUCUCGGUUAUUUCCCGAAACCCGAGGUCGUUACGUGUUCUUGAAGUCAUCAGAUCUUGAUUGGCCUCGACCUCCCAUAAUCUGGGAAGAAUGCCAUUUUGUAGAUGUUGUGAGUUUUGUUGAGUUUAAGAACUUUUUUGUAUUCUUUGGAAGAUCUAUGUAUUUGGAAAAUCACAUUUCCUCUUUAAAUGAUAUCUAAAAUGAUUAUUAUAUGUGUA
This is a messenger RNA of Cucurbita pepo subsp. pepo (vegetable marrow), 2322 nucleotides long. RefSeq names its product SEC1 family transport protein SLY1. The record is from RefSeq and is a predicted model, not a curated record. Gene Ontology annotation, biological process: vesicle-mediated transport. NCBI's taxonomy places the organism in Eukaryota, Viridiplantae, Streptophyta, Magnoliopsida, Cucurbitales, Cucurbitaceae.